Paramecium sonneborni is the source of this 458-nucleotide messenger RNA. The record is from the annotation of a GenBank genome assembly. NCBI's taxonomy places the organism in Eukaryota, Ciliophora, Oligohymenophorea, Peniculida, Parameciidae.
AUGAAUGCUAAUUAUGAUGACAAAAUAGGUAAAUAAGUAAAUUUUGAAAUUGAAAAUAAAGCUUAUAAACUAAUAAAUAUGAAUUCAGUUAAAGAACGAUUAUCAUAUUAUGAUUCUGGAAUUGAAAAAAUCCUCUCGAUUAAUCAUAUUUUAGGGUUAAAGGAACUGGAAUCCAAUUUAAUGAUAAAAAUUAACUAUUUGACUUAGCCUAAUGGUAAUCAAUAGGUUUAGAUUUAGAUCAAACACUCCAAGCAUGCGAAGGAUACAGAUUUUAAAAUUAUGAUCAAAGCUAACUGAUUUAGUUUGUGCCUAAUUAUUUUCAACAAAUAAGAUUCAGCAAAGUAUUCAAUUCACUAAGGAAACAGUUAUCUUCUCCAAAACUUUAAUACUAGGGUUCAAUUAAAUCUAAAUCAGAAGCUAAAUUCAAGUGCUCAUAUUUUUUAGUUUUCAAUUUUUGA